AAUCAACCCUUUUACUUGAUCGGCAAGACACGCAAUUUCCAGUCGGGUUCCUCUCCUCUCUACCGCCAGAUUGAAAACCGACAGCCUCGUCUCUCUCUCUCUCUCUCUGUUUCUUUCCUCGUUUUGUUUAGGGUUUCCAACCAGCCAGUAAAUCAAUCAACCAAUAAUUAAUUUCAUACAAUGGCGCCGGAGAAGUUGCCUCGGAUUGCAGUCGUCAACUCCGAUCGAUGCAAACCCAAGAAGUGCCGCCAAGAGUGCAAGCGGGGUUGUCCCGUCGUCAUGGCUGGUAAACAUUGUAUUGAGGUCACUCAAAGUUCCUCCAUUGCUUUCAUAUCAGAGGAGUUAUGCAUUGGUUGUGGUAUAUGUGUUAAGAAAUGUCCAUUUGAUGCUAUAGAAAUCAUCAAUUUGCCGAAAGAUUUGGAUAAAGACACCACCCAUCGUUAUGGCCCAAACACCUUCAAAUUGCACAGGUUACCAGUGCCUCGUCCGGGACAUGUUCUUGGCUUAGUUGGCAAAAAUGGCAUUGGGAAGUCAACGGCUCUUAAAGUAUUGGCUGGCAUGUUGAAACCAAAUCUAGGCCGUUUUAAUAGUCCUCCUGAUUGGCAGGAAAUACUGACAUACUUCAGAGGAUCAGAGCUACAGAGUUAUUUCACCCGCAUUCUUGAGGAAAACCUGAAGGCAAUAAUCAAACCACAAUAUGUUGAUAACCUUCCAAAAUCAUUGUGCGGAAGUGUUGGCAAGUUGCUUGAGGAAAGCGAUGAGAAAGGAACAAGGGAAGAAAUAUGUCGAGAACUAGAGCUUAAUACUGUUCUUGACCAUGAGAUCAAAAAUCUGUCUGGUGGAGAGCUUCAGAGAUUUGCUAUAGCUAGAACUGCUAUUAAAAAUGCUGACAUAUACAUGUUCGAUGAGCCUUCCUGUUAUCUUGACGUGAAACAAAGGCUCAAAGCAGCGAAAGUUAUUCGAUCUUUGCUGAGACCUAACAGCUAUGUCAUUGUAGUGGAGCAUGACCUUAGUGUACUAGAUUAUCUAUCGGACUAUAUUUGCUGCUUAUACGGGAAGGAAGGAGUCUAUGGAGUUGUUACUCUUCCUUUGUCGGUAAGAGAAGGCAUUAACGUUUUCUUGGCUGGAUUUAUCCCGACAGAAAAUCUAAGAUUUCGAGAUGAAUCACUUACUUUUAAGGUGGCUGAGACUCCAGAAGGGAAUCAGGAGGAGAUUCAGACAUAUUCCCGUUAUAAAUACCCAACCAUGAGUAAAACCCUGGGUAAUUUCAAGUUGGAUGUACUCGCGGGUGAAUUUACUGACUCGCAGAUCAUUGUAAUGCUGGGAGAGAAUGGGACAGGAAAGUCUACAUUCAUACGAAUGCUGGCUGGUUUAUUACAUCCUGAUACGGUGGAGGCUUCUACCGUGGAAAUACCUGAAUUCAAUGUCUCAUAUAAGCCACAAAAGAUAGCUACAAAAUUUGAGUCUACAGUCAGAGACCUGCUGCACCAGAAAAUUCGAGGGUCAUAUGUGCACCCUCAGUUCAUUUCUGAUGUAAUUAAGCCUCUGAUGAUUGAGCAAUUGAUGGAUCUUAAAGUUGUGAAUCUCUCUGGUGGGGAAUUGCAAAGAGUUGCAUUAUGCCUCUGUCUUGGAAAGCCAGCAGACAUAUAUCUGAUAGAUGAACCAAGUGCUUUUCUUGAUUCGGAGCAGCGAAUCAUAGCUUCCAAAGUUAUAAAGAGGUUCAUCUUCCAUGCAAAGAAGACUGCUUUUGUUGUUGAGCAUGACUUCAUUAUGGCAACUUACUUGGCUGACAGAGUAAUUGUGUUUGAUGGGAAAGCAUCUGUGGGUUGUACAGCCAAGUCUCCUGAAUCUUUGCUAACUGGGAUGAAUCAUUUCCUUGCGCAUUUGGACAUAACGUUUAGGCGUGACCCUACGAAUUAUCGCCCACGAAUCAACAAGCUGGACUCCACGAAAGAUAGAGAGCAAAAAUCUGCUGGCUCUUACUAUUAUCUUGAUUAAGGCAGUUUCAAGAAAGUUGAUGUUUCGGAAAGGGCAAGAUUCAAUGGUCGCUAUUACCCUGACUUGGUGGAUUUUUCUGUCAUUCAAGACAAGAAGAACUUGGGCGGGUUGACAGUGGCUGGAAUAAAGCGGCACCACCCCGAGUCAAUACAUGUUUCUGCUAAAUUCGAUGUUAGGUAUCAGUCAGUCAUGUUGUUAAUCAUCUAAAUCCACCUGUUGGCAUUCUUUGCGUUGGAUAUCGGAAUCACAUGGAAGCGUAACGGUUCUUGGACUUGGCUUUACGACGUUUGCCCGGUUUCACGAACAAAUCUCUCUCCAGCAGUGAACUGACAUUGCGAUAUGCAGUGUUGCCUUUCAGUUUCAUAACCAAAUCCAUCCUGAUCACUCAACGAGAGUUUUGAUUGUUCACCAUCGAUUGAUUAUGAAUUUGCUUCCUUUUUCACUUUUUUCCCUUUCUAUUAUUUUUUUUAUGAGACUUUGCUUUUUCCACUGGUACCUUUUGGUUUAAUGUGGCCGUUGGAACGUUGGUGAGCUACCAAGCUCAUUAAUUAUCACACAAUAAAGGAAGGGAGCCUUUCUCUAAUGUUUAACGAG
Messenger RNA from Rhododendron vialii, 2592 nucleotides. Its product is annotated as ABC transporter E family member 2-like. Bases 181 to 1998 code for a protein of 605 amino acids. Gene Ontology annotation, biological process: translational termination; translational initiation; ribosomal subunit export from nucleus. The record is from RefSeq and is a predicted model, not a curated record. Gene Ontology annotation, molecular function: ribosomal small subunit binding; ATP hydrolysis activity; iron ion binding. NCBI's taxonomy places the organism in Eukaryota, Viridiplantae, Streptophyta, Magnoliopsida, Ericales, Ericaceae. The transcript has 14 exons.